Molecule: messenger RNA, 1110 nt
Organism: Trichosurus vulpecula (common brushtail)
Lineage: Eukaryota; Metazoa; Chordata; Mammalia; Diprotodontia; Phalangeridae
Gene: GPR25
Product: G protein-coupled receptor 25
Exons: 1
Coding region: 1-1110 (369 amino acids)
Biological process (GO): immune response; G protein-coupled receptor signaling pathway
Cellular component (GO): membrane
Molecular function (GO): G protein-coupled receptor activity
Source: RefSeq, a predicted model, not a curated record
AUGACAACAGAAUCCUGGAGCCCCACCCCUGGAGAGGGAGAUGAAAACUAUGAGUGGUCAGGGGACUAUGGGGAGCUAAUGUUCUGUCCCACUCCUGACCUCCCCUAUGGCCAUAUUUUUAUACCCCUCCUCUACCUGGCUGCCUUUGGGGUGGGGCUGGUGGGCAACUCCUUUGUGGUUUGGCUGCUGGCUGGGCAGCAAGGCCCCCGGAGGCUUGUGGAUACCUUUGUGCUCCACCUGGCUAUGGCUGACCUGAUGUUUGUGGUCACGCUACCAUUCUGGGCCACAGCUGCAGGACUGGGUGGCCACUGGACCUUUGGAGAGGGCCUGUGCAAGGUCAGCAGUUUUAUUAUUGCAGUGACUCGAUGUGCCAGUAUCCUGCUCUUGACUGGCAUGAGUGUGGAUCGAUACUUAGCUGUGGUGAAACUCCUGGAUGCUAGGCCUCUUCGGAACCGGGGCUGCAUGCUGACAACAUGUGGUGUGAUCUGGACCAUCUCCAUUCUGGCUGGUGUUCCCUCCUUGGUCUAUAGAAAACUGCUACCCAUGCCAGUGGGUCCAGGCAGCCUGUGCGGAGAUGAACCUACUGAUAUCUUCCAGUGGCUCAGCCUCCUGGUCCUCUUCCUCACUUUUGUCCUCCCCCUGGGUAUCAUCAUUUUCUGCUACUCCCUCAUCUCUCAACGUCUCUGGAACCCUCCCCACCUGGGCCGGGGCCGGAAGAACUCCCUCAGGAUCAUCUUUGCCAUCGUGGGUACCUUCACCUGCUCUUGGCUCCCGUUUAGCAUCCUGAAGACCUUUUUCCACAUUGCCCACCUGAGGACUCUGCCUUUAGACUGCCCGUUGCUUCUGGUACUGCGCUGGGGCCUCACUCUCUCUACCUGCCUUGCCUUUGUCAACAGUAGCGCCAACCCCAUCAUCUACCUACUUCUGGAUCGAUCCUUCCGGGCUCGAGCUCAUGGGGCAUGCAAGAAGAAUCACCCUCCCCUGCCCAGCAGAGUGAGCUCAACCUCCUCUCUCUCAGGGGGGGACAGUUCCAUAUUCCAAGGCUGGGCCUUGGGAUGGCCACGGAACACCCGCCUGGCCCUUAGGCUUUCCUUACUCCGGAAUCCAUGA